AUAAUUCAAUUCUUCAUCUCUCGCAAACCCUAAUCUUGCUGCAAAAGUUUCUUGAAUUCUUCCUCUCUCAAUUUUUGCGUUUGAUCUUUUGUUACUUACUUUUCUUUCGUUUUAAAGAUGUUGAUGCAAAUCUACGCAAAGACUCUAACAGAAAAGACCAUAACCCUUGAUGUUGAAAGCUCCGACACCAUCAAUAAUGUCAAGGCAAAGAUCCAGGACAUAGAAGGGAUUCCACUAGACCAGCAAAGGCUCAUCUUUUCCGGUAAACUGCUAGAUGAUGGCCGUACUUUGGCUGAUUACAGUAUCCAAAAGGAGUCAAUACUCCACUUGGCUCUCAGGUUGAGAGGUGGUAUGCAGAUAUUCGUCAAGACGCUUACCGGUAAAACCAUUACCCUAGAAGUUGAGAGUUCAGACACCAUUGACAAUGUUAAAGCUAAGAUCCAAGACAAGGAAGGAAUCCCUCCGGAUCAACAGAGACUAAUCUUCGCUGGUAAACAGCUCGAGGAUGGUCGAACACUUGCAGAUUACAACAUCCAAAAAGAAUCCACUCUCCAUCUCGUGCUUCGUCUGAGAGGUGGUAUGCAGAUUUUCGUCAAGACCCUUACCGGCAAAACCAUAACUUUGGAAGUUGAGAGCUCAGACACAAUCGAUAACGUGAAGGCCAAGAUACAAGACAAAGAAGGGAUCCCACCAGACCAACAGAGACUCAUCUUUGCAGGCAAGCAGCUCGAAGAUGGUCGCACUCUUGCUGAUUACAACAUUCAAAAGGAGUCAACACUUCACCUUGUGCUGCGUCUUCGUGGUGGGAUGCAGAUUUUUGUCAAGACUCUUACCGGAAAAACCAUAACUUUGGAAGUUGAGAGCUCAGACACAAUCGAUAACGUAAAGGCCAAGAUUCAGGACAAAGAAGGGAUCCCACCAGACCAACAGAGACUCAUCUUUGCAGGCAAGCAACUCGAAGAUGGUCGGACUCUUGCUGAUUACAACAUCCAGAAGGAGUCGACCCUCCAUCUCGUGCUGAGACUCCGUGGUGGGAUGCAGAUUUUUGUCAAGACUCUCACCGGAAAGACUAUAACUUUGGAAGUUGAGAGCUCGGACACAAUCGAUAACGUGAAGGCCAAGAUACAAGACAAGGAAGGGAUCCCACCAGACCAACAGAGACUUAUCUUUGCAGGCAAGCAGCUUGAGGAUGGUCGCACUCUUGCAGAUUACAACAUCCAAAAGGAGUCAACACUUCACCUUGUGCUGCGUCUUCGUGGUGGGAUGCAGAUAUUUGUCAAGACUUUGACGGGAAAGACCAUCACGCUUGAAGUGGAAAGCUCUGAUACCAUUGACAAUGUGAAGGCAAAGAUUCAGGACAAAGAAGGGAUCCCACCAGACCAGCAGAGGCUCAUCUUUGCCGGGAAGCAGCUUGAAGAUGGUCGCACUUUAGCAGAUUACAACAUCCAGAAAGAGUCAACUCUUCACCUUGUUCUCCGUCUUCGCGGUGGAAACUUCUGAACAAGAAGUAUGGCAGUGCUUUGGUUUUCAUUUUCUUUUCUUGUUAUGUUUUAACUUUUGAGUUUUGAUAUGGGUCUUAAAUGGAUUCAACUUCAGAGUCUUUUCAAUAAUAUAAAUUCAAGUGCUUU
Molecule: messenger RNA, 1628 nt
Organism: Arabidopsis arenosa
Lineage: Eukaryota; Viridiplantae; Streptophyta; Magnoliopsida; Brassicales; Brassicaceae
Source: the annotation of a GenBank genome assembly